Papaver somniferum (opium poppy) is the source of this 3142-nucleotide messenger RNA. Its product is annotated as ent-kaurene oxidase, chloroplastic-like. NCBI's taxonomy places the organism in Eukaryota, Viridiplantae, Streptophyta, Magnoliopsida, Ranunculales, Papaveraceae. Gene Ontology annotation, molecular function: ent-kaurene oxidase activity; iron ion binding; heme binding. The record is from RefSeq and is a predicted model, not a curated record. Bases 1463 to 3016 code for a protein of 517 amino acids. Gene Ontology annotation, cellular component: endoplasmic reticulum; chloroplast outer membrane. The transcript is spliced from 8 exons. Gene Ontology annotation, biological process: gibberellin biosynthetic process.
CACCCCCAGUCCACUCACCUCCACCACCAGUUCACUCACCACCGCCACCAGUAUACUCACCACCACCACCUGAAAUGCCAGAUGUUAUCCUCCCACCAACCUUGGGAAUGGAAUACUCUUCACCUCCCCCACCAAUGUUCCCAGGCUACUAACUAGUUCCACACCACUCUCUCUAGAUCUCUUCACAAGUUCUUGUGUUUUUGGUGGGCAAUGUUUUUAUCAGUUCUACUUCCUUGCAUAUUCCAUCAAAUCCUAGUCACGGGUUCUUGUUAAUUGCAGCCUCAUCAGUAUGAAAUUGUUCUGUUUUUGCUGCUGUUUUUUUGUACUUUUUCCCCGUAUACAUUUCAUCUCUUCCCUUGGGAACAAGAAAAAGAAAAAGAACAGAAAAAAAAAAUACACUUAGUUUGUCUUUGAUAAUGUAUAAUAUUUAUACAAAAAUAUAUCAAUAAGCCUUUUAAUGCAGGGAAUGUAAUCCAUCUUAGUUAGAAUAUUAUGAGGUUUUACUUACAUUCUCUUGUUUUGUACGCAAAAUGCCGACUAGUUAUUGCAUUCCGGUCGUGCACAAAAAACAGACAGACAGACAAAGUCAUCCUUAUAACGUACUUGUUAUUUAAUUUUUUAUGGUCUUGAAGCCAAACAAAAGGGAGAUUCAUAAUUUCAUACCAAAUGUUUGUUAAUAAGAUUGAUUGACAAUACAAGAAUGCUAAGACAAGAACAAAACGACGUUUCACAUCAUAAAGAAUAAAUGAGAUGAGAUACAAGGAUGUGAAUGAUUCUCUUAAUCACGAGGUAGGUGGUACUAAUUAAAAUGACAUUCCAUGUUAAGUUUGUGCUUAAUCUUUUCCCCAGUAUUAAAUUUUCCUUAAUUAAAUUUCUGUAUCUAUCUUCAAUCUGAAUCAAAAUGUAUCAAGUCCGGAUUCCACGGAUCACUAUCUUGAAGUUACUCCCCAUAUGAGUUUGACACGCACAAGAGAGUGAAAAAUGCAUGAUUCAGACGGCAAUAUACACAUUACUCAGUGCUUGUCAAAUCGUUACACAAUUCUGAAUUAGCAAGGGUAAUGACAGUAUAAUUAAACAACAAACAGUAUAUAAUAGAAGGAAGAAGAAAGAUACGAAUCUUUCAGAUGUUUCCUUUUGUUUUUUCUCAAAACGACCAAGAACGCUAUCAAACAAUUUUCCACCAUACUGUUUGCUCUUGUUUUCUAGUCUAGGUAUCCAGCACAAUCCAUCAAAAACCAUACCAUCACUGUUCUCUAAAUGUACACCUCUUGAAACCCAAAGGUCACUCUCUGUCUCUCCCUAACCCCAGAAGCGCAAUCUCCCUCUCUCUUUUAGUCUAUCAGUGUCUAUUUAUCUAUAUAUCUGAGUCUCUGUCCUAUAUUCUAUAUAUACGUGCAUUUCAUUCUUUAUUAUCCAUAAAAAGAAAGAAAUCAGAGUUCAGGAAAAGAAACUAAGUUCAACGAUGGAAAUGUUCAUAGAUUCUCUUUAUAAUCAUUAUCACCAAAAACACUUUCUUAUUAUGCCUUUAGUUAUCACCAUGGCUUUGGGUUUUGUUUUGAUCAUAAUCUUAAAAGGGUAUUAUUCUAGGCAGAAGCAAAACAGCAAGACUUCAUCUAUUCCUGUGGUUCCUGGACUACCGUUGAUUGGGAAUCUACUGCAACUCAAGGAUAAGAAACCACACCAAACUUUCACAAAGUGGGCUGAAGUCUAUGGACCUAUAUACUCUAUAAAGACAGGAGCUUCUACUAUUGUAGUCCUCAAUAAUAACCAUGUAGCCAAAGAGGCUAUGGUGACUAAACACUCAUCCAUUUCAACGAGGAAGCUUUCAAAUGCGUUGAAAAUACUUACAGCUGAUAAAACUAUGGUUGCCACAAGUGACUAUAAUGAAUUCCACAAGAUGGCAAAACGACACAUACUCAAUGGCAUGUUGGGACCCAAUGCUCAGAAAAAACAUCGUGGGCACAGAGACAAUAUGAUAGAUAAUGUAGUGCGUCGCUUACAUACUCAUGCAAAAGAAAAUCCUCUUGAACCUGUAAACCUCAGAGAGAUAUUCCAAGAUGAAAUCUUUGGUUUAGCAAUGAAACAAGCUUUAGGAAAGGAUGUCGAGUCUCCAAUAUAUGUCAAGGGACUUGGGAAAACUUUGUCAAGAGACGAGAUUUUUCAAGUUUUAGUGGUGGAUCCAAUGAUGGGAGCAAUUGAGGUAGAUUGGAGAGAUUUCUUCCCAUACCUGAGAUGGGUUCCAAAUAAAAGUGCCGAAAUGAACAUCCGGCGUAUGGAACUGCGCAGACGAGAAGUGAUGAAAACCCUUAUAGAGGAGCAAAAGAACAGAAUCUCUUCAGGAGAGGAAAUAAAUUGUUAUCUGGACUUCUUAUUAUCCCAAGGGAACACUCUUACGGAGACGCAACUGAUCAUGUUGAUUUGGGAAACAAUUAUUGAGGCUUCUGACACAACUUUAGUCAUAACAGAAUGGGCCAUGUAUGAGCUUGCAAAAAGUUCAAAUUAUCAGGAUCGCCUCUACGAUGAAAUCCAAAAGGUUUGCGGAAACAGCAUGUACACGGAGGAGCAUUAUAAUGAGCUCACGUACCUAAGUGCUGUUUUUCAUGAAACUCUGAGAAGGCAUUCACCUGUUCCGGUCAUUCCUUUGAGAUAUGUACACGAAGAUACUCAACUAGGAGGAUAUGACAUUCCUGCUGGAACUGAGAUUGCCAUCAACAUCUAUGGGUGUAAUAUGGACAAGAACCAAUGGGAUUCACCGGAAGAAUGGAAGCCCGAGAGAUUUUUAAAUAACAAGUAUGACCCCAUGGAUCUUUACAAGACGAUGGCAUUUGGAGGAGGAAAGAGAGUCUGUGCAGGAUCUUUGCAGGCACUGUCGCUUUCUUGUGCUGCUAUUGCUAGAUUUAUUCAGGAGUUCAAAUGGAGUUUGAAACAAGGACAGGAAGAAGAUGUCAGUACAGUUAGUCUCACUACUCAGAAGCUCAAUCCUGUGCUAGCAUUCAUAACUCCAAGAGAUUUAUGAAGCUGAGAGUUUGCGUAGUCCUAUACAGGUUAUCGUAUGUUUUUGGUUAGAUGCUGUUUUGUUUACAAAAACAAAAGAAUAAGGUCAUGUUAAUGGUACAAUUCAAAAUGGUUUCCCUUUUGCCAA